Messenger RNA from Microthlaspi erraticum, 354 nucleotides. NCBI's taxonomy places the organism in Eukaryota, Viridiplantae, Streptophyta, Magnoliopsida, Brassicales, Brassicaceae. The record is from the annotation of a GenBank genome assembly.
AUGAAGAAACUAGGACAUUUCGAGAUUCUUAACAAGCAAGCUUCAGGUUUCGUCAAAGGAGAGAUUGUUUCCUUCAGCUUAACGAGCCCCUGCAACUUUCCGGUGUAUGAAGCAGAUUUUGGAUGGGGAAAACCGUUGUGGGUACCCUAUGCCAAAAUUAGUUACAAAAACCUGGUAGCUUUCACUUAUACUAAGGAAGGUGAUGGCAUAGAAGCUUGGAUUAACCUUGACCAGAAUGAUAUGUCUAAAUCUGAAACCGAUGAGGAGUUGCUUCGCUAUGUCUCUUCAAACCCAAGUGUGAAUGUGUCUGCAUGCAUCUUGAGAAAUUUGUACUCUAGAAGAUGUUUCCAGUGA